This is a messenger RNA of Emiliania huxleyi CCMP1516, 228 nucleotides long. RefSeq lists its product as hypothetical. The coding region runs from base 1 to 228 and encodes 75 amino acids. The record is from RefSeq and is a predicted model, not a curated record. The transcript has a single exon. NCBI's taxonomy places the organism in Eukaryota, Haptophyta, Isochrysidales, Noelaerhabdaceae.
AUGAUGCGCUGCAGCGUGUGCAACGGCCGCGGCUACGUCAAGCUGAGCAAGGCGGAGGUGGCCGGCCGCGACGACUGCCCGCCAAAGGUGCUCGAGGCGAUCGACGAGUUCUACGCGUGCCGCUCGUGCGGCAAGCUCUACUGGGAGGGACCAAAGUCAAACAACGCCUUCGAGCACUUUACGAGCGUCUUCGACGGCUUCGGCCCCAGCACGGGGUCGGGACUGUGA